CCGGUAUGGUAAAUUGUUUCUCCCUUCAAAUUCGCAAAUGAAAUCACAAUUUUAAAUUGUAUACAAUAAAAUGAAUACAAUGGUGAAUAUAAUUCAUCCGAAAUUAUUAACAAAACCGCCAAUUUGUGGGAAAAAAGCAAUAGCAACAAAAAAUGAAACGAUGGAAUUAAAAAAUUUAGAAAGAGAAAAUGUAACAAUGUUUCAAUCUAUACAAAAAGAAUUGACAAAACCAACAAAUGAUUGUAAUCAAAAUGUUAUUGAGCCAAAUUCAUGUUCAUUUCAACAACUUUGCAGUAUGAUUAAUGAUCUUGAGGAAAAUUUAUGUUAUUCCAAUAAUGUUGAUCAAGAAGAAUUACAAAAUGUUUCUUAUAAAUAUCAAAGUCAACUUCAACCGGAAAAAGAUGUUUCAAUUAAUAAUUGUAGUUCGAGUGGACAAACUUAUGACGAUAUUAUGCAAUUAUUAGGUUCACUGGAGCAAGAAAUUCCAAAAUUAGAACCAAUAAAUGGUGGGAAAUCGACUCACGCUCUUGAAGAAUUUUUAUCCAAUGAUCAAUUUGUUCAAAGUCACUCAAAAUUAAGGAGUAAAAUAAUUCCAAAUUCACAACUACAAGACGAUUUAGAAACGACACGGCUUCAAUUGGAAGAGAAGGAAGCAACUUUAGUGUGUUUAAAAAAUGAAUUAAAAAAUGAGAGAAAAGUUGCUUGUGAAAAAUUAAAUUCAUUGAAAAAAGAACAUGUAUUGGCGCUUCAAUCACAAAAAUUAAAAUAUCAAGGUAUCGUGAAGCGUCAUCAAAAAUUUAUCGAGAAAUUGUUGUCGGAGAAAAAAGAAUUAACAGAAAAAUCCAAUGCAUUGACGCAGAGAAUUAAAGAAAUUGAUGCAAAACAUCAACGUGAUAUUAAAGUCGCUGUCGAGAGACAUUCAGUUGAAAUUCAACGUGCCAAGGAACUUUGUGCGGCUUCAGAAAAAAUUAGAAGAGAACGAUGGUUAGAGGCAAAAACAAAUAAAAUUAAGGAAAUGACAGUGAAAGGUUUGGAACCAGAAUUACGAAGUAUGACAGAACAACAUCAAUUGGAAAUACAAAAUUUACGAAGUAUUCAUCUUGAGGAACUUCAAAAUAUGGAUCUUCGCGCGAUUCGACGAACAAAUCAACAAAUGGAACAACUUCGCGUUGAAUUAACAGAAAAUCAUGAAAAAUUAUUAAAUGAAGAAAAAGAAAUUCUUCGUUCCAGAUAUGAAGAAAAAUUGAACGAACAAGAAUUUCUCUUUGAUGAAAAACAAAGAAAAUAUUUUGAGGAACUACAGCAAGAAAAAGAGAAAUUUUCCCAAGAACAAAUGAAAAGAGAUGCAGAGAGAAAUGGAGAAAUUAAUCGAGUUACAGCCGAUUUUAAUGAAAAAGCGGAAGCAAUGAUGCAAAGACAUCGAAGCGAAUUAGAAUCACUUCGAUCGUCAUUGAAAUUGGAACAGGAAAUUUGGACGGAAAAUCAACAGAGACAGUAUAAUAUUAAAUUUGAAAUAGCAGAGUCGAAAAUUAAGGACGAGAGUACUAAAGAAAGAGAUCGACAAAUUGAAAUUGCGAUUGAACGUUUGGAAAAGGAAUCGAGAAAUAUGAAAAUUAAUUUUCAAAAAACAUCUGAAAAUAAAUUAAGAUGUCUAACAGAAAAAUACGAAUCAGAGUUACAAAUUGUCAUUGAUAAUGAACAAGUUUUAAAAGCGAAAUUAUCAUCCGCUCAUGAAAGACUCGAAACUAUUGAAACUCGCCUCGAAAAAACGGAAACAAUUUUACAGCAACGAAUUAUGGAUUUGCAAAAUGCUCGAAAAUCAUUGGAAACAGUAUCAGUGGAAAGAGACAAUGCUAAAAGAGUAGUGAGACAGGAAAUUGAAUCCGAGAAAAGGGAAUUAGAGGAUAAAAUUGCGUCACUUUAUCGAGAAUUAACGGAAAAUAAUUCCAAUAGAGAAACGCUGAUGACACAAUUAUACAGCAGGAUAAAACUAAUAGUAACUCAGAAGGAUCUGUCGAUAAAAAAUCUUAUACAAGAAACAACGGAAACGAAAAAGAAAUGCGAUCACUUAGAGAAACUUUUGGAUCAACAACGACGUGAUUAUGUUCUGAAAUCUUUGUAAAUAUUUCCUCAUUUUUAUGUACUACUUUAUCAAAUAAAAACUUAAUAAAAAAAAAAAAAAACCAAGUAUUUGUGAUUUUUCUCGA
Molecule: messenger RNA, 2207 nt
Organism: Leptopilina boulardi
Lineage: Eukaryota; Metazoa; Arthropoda; Insecta; Hymenoptera; Figitidae
Gene: dila
Product: centrosomal protein of 131 kDa-like
Exons: 10
Coding region: 71-2122 (683 amino acids)
Biological process (GO): intraciliary transport involved in cilium assembly; cilium assembly; regulation of centrosome duplication
Cellular component (GO): centriolar satellite
Source: RefSeq, a predicted model, not a curated record